Messenger RNA from Phalacrocorax carbo (great cormorant), 1085 nucleotides. NCBI's taxonomy places the organism in Eukaryota, Metazoa, Chordata, Aves, Suliformes, Phalacrocoracidae. The record is from RefSeq and is a predicted model, not a curated record.
UGGGGCUAUGGGUCUGGCAGAGUCUGCGCCAAGGCAGAGCUAAAAUGCCUUGCUGAGCUCCAGCUGACUUGCAGAGCGUCACUGAAAGCUGUCAGCAAUCCUUGGUCAAGGAGCCAAGGCUAGUUACUGUCUCACUUCUUUGUAAAGGCGUUCCUCUCUGUAGUUAAAAUGACGACAGCGGCGAGGCCAACGUUUGAACCUGCGAGAGGAGGAAGAGGAAAAGGUGAAGGAGACUUAAGUCAGCUAUCCAAACAAUACUCCAGCAGAGACCUACCUUCUCACACUAAAAUCAAAUACAGGCAGACCACUCAGGAUGCUCCUGAAGAGGUGCGUAACCGUGAUUUCAGAAGGGAGCUGGAGGAGAGAGAACGGGUUGCUGCAAGGGAAAAGAAUAGAGACAGACCAACCAGAGAACACACAACGUCCUCUUCUGUGUCUAAGAAGCCUCGGCUAGACCAGAUUCCUGCAGCAAAUCUUGAUGCAGAUGAUCCACUUACUGAUGAAGAUGAUGAAGAUGAGGACUUGGAAGACAGUGAUGAUGAUGACACUGCAGCUCUUCUGGCUGAACUGGAAAAAAUCAAGAAAGAACGAGCUGAGGAACAGGCUCGAAAGGAACAAGAGCAAAAGGCUGAAGAAGAAAGAAUUCGGAUGGAGAACAUUCUGAGUGGUAACCCACUGCUGAACCUUACUGGCCCAGCACAGCCUCAAGCGAACUUCAAAGUGAAGAGGAGAUGGGAUGAUGAUGUUGUCUUCAAGAAUUGUGCCAAGGGGAUAGAUGAAACAAAAAAGGACAAAAGAUUCGUGAAUGAUACUCUGCGAUCAGAAUUUCACAAAAAGUUCAUGGAAAAAUAUAUCAAGUAGUACAGUUUUAUGUGCAGUGGCACUGAAGGACUUGGAAGGUCAUGGUUGUUCCCUCCCUCUCCCUCGGAAUUCAAGGCUGAAUUCACAAAUGAAUGGUCAUGAAUUCCCAAAUGCUUUUCCAAGAUCAGCAGCAGCUUCAUAAUUAAUAAUUGCUAUGUAUCUGGAGUUUUUAUUCCUUCAGUAUGUUUUCCUUUUCAGUUUUAAUUAAAUGAAUUUGUGUUUCA